GAAACAGAAUUCCUAAUCAAUUUCUUAGCUUUGAAAGCUUAAUAUUUCCCAUAGCUUUGAAAGCAUUCUCCUUCAUUCCCUUUUACAGUUUUACGUGCCCAAUAAUAAGUACGAGUACAUACACAACCCUUGAAUUUUUAUAAAGUAACCAACUUAUAUAUUUGAUAAUUACAUUAAAAUAAAAUGCCUUCUGACAACGCUGGUGCGGCCGCCACUGCUACCGGAAACGGGCAGACAGUCUGUGUGACGGGUGCUGGUGGGUUCAUCGCCUCAUGGAUCGUUAAGCUCCUCCUUGAGAAAGGCUACACCGUCAAGGGGACCGUCAGAAAUCCAGAUGACCCAAAGAAUGCACAUUUAAGGGAACUGGAAGGAGCAAAGGAGAGGUUGAUAUUGUGUAAAGCAGAUCUUCUUGAUUACGAAGGACUCAAAGCUGCCAUUUCUGGCUGUCAUGGUGUUUUCCACACUGCUUCCCCUGUUACUGAUGACCCUGAACAAAUGGUGGAGCCAGCAGUGAUCGGAACAAAGAAUGUGAUAACAGCAGCAGCAGAUGCAAAGGUGAAGCGCGUUGUGUUCACUUCUUCAAUCGGAGCUGUUUAUAUGGACCCUAAUCGGACCCCCGAUCAAGUGGUUGAUGAGUCUUGUUGGAGUGACCUCGACUUUUGCAAGAACACCAAGAACUGGUAUUGCUACGGGAAGGCAGUGGCGGAGCAGGCGGCAUGGGAGGUGGCGAAGGAGAAAGGAGUAGAGCUGGUGGUGGUGUGCCCGGUGCUGGUAUUGGGGCCACUGUUGCAAUCAAGCGUAAAUGCAAGCAUAAUACACAUACUAAAAUACCUGACAGGGUCAGCCAAGAAGUACGCAAAUUCAGUACAAGCUUAUGUACAUGUAAGGGACGUGGCUUUGGCCCACAUAUUGGUGUAUGAGACUCCUUCUGCCUCUGGAAGGUACCUUUGUGCUGAGAGUGUGCUUCAUCGUGGGGAUGUUUGUCAUAUUUUGGCCAAGUUUUUCCCCGAGUAUCCUGUUCCUACCAAGUGCUCAGAUGAAGUGAACCCAAGAGCAGAACCAUACAAGUUCACUAACCAGAAGCUCAAGGACUUGGGAUUGGAGUUCACCCCUGUAAAGCAAUGCUUAUACGACACCGUUAUGUGCCUCCAAGAAAAGGGUCACCUUCCUCUUCCUGUCCCUCCCCAGCAAGAGGAAUCCAUCCGUAUGAAGUGAAAUGAAAUGAAUAUAUUGUAUGCUUGCCUUCUGAUGAAAAACUUCUUACCAGUAUGUUUUUGUGAAGAAGGGAUUACAUUGUUCAGAUAUUGUACUUAUAAUGGGGCUAUGAAGAUUCCUAUGAACUAGACUAUGCUUGUAUUUUGAAGCAUAUCAAUUUUAACAAAGUACAAAUUCGCUUCCA
Molecule: messenger RNA, 1399 nt
Organism: Chenopodium quinoa (quinoa)
Lineage: Eukaryota; Viridiplantae; Streptophyta; Magnoliopsida; Caryophyllales; Amaranthaceae
Product: cinnamoyl-CoA reductase 1-like
Exons: 5
Coding region: 184-1215 (343 amino acids)
Molecular function (GO): oxidoreductase activity, acting on the CH-OH group of donors, NAD or NADP as acceptor
Source: RefSeq, a predicted model, not a curated record